CUUUCUCAUCUCAUGACAAGUGUCUAUAUUCAACCUGAAGUAAGUGUCUCUAGUGACGGAGACAAGAUACUGUGUAAAGAACACGGUUUAGAAAAGUGCAGCAAGUGUGAAGUCGAUUGGAUAGAGCAUAACAGUUUAGCCUCUACUUUGAAACACGUCAAAGACUUGCCACCUCCCAAUGCACCUAACCCAACACGUAACGCCCAAGUCACUCGACUCAAGGAAGAAGGCAACAAGUACUUUAAACAAAACAAUUUCCCUGAAGCUAUUCGCUUUUAUACGAUGGCUGUUGAUCUGUCUUGGUCACGUCCUCUUUGGGAACCUUUGGCUUUUCAAUACGUGCGAGAAGAAUUAGCACCUGUCUUGAGUAAUCGAUCUGCUGCUUAUUUAUCCCUAAAGAAUUAUGUGGAGGCUUAUGUUGAUGCUGAAAUGGUGACACGUUUAAAACGCGAAUGGAGCAAGGGUUGGUUUAGAAAAGGAAAAGCCUUGGUUGGCCUUGCAAGAAUUGAAGAAGCAGCUGAAGCCUUUCAGACUGGUUUAAGAUUUGAUCAUGAGAGUGAAGAACUCAAGAAAGCUUUAUCUGAAAUUGGUCGUUAA
This is a messenger RNA of Gilbertella persicaria, 597 nucleotides long. RefSeq lists its product as uncharacterized. The record is from RefSeq and is a predicted model, not a curated record. Lineage: Eukaryota; Fungi; Mucoromycota; Mucoromycetes; Mucorales; Choanephoraceae. Gene Ontology annotation, molecular function: Hsp90 protein binding. The transcript has a single exon. Bases 13 to 597 code for a protein of 194 amino acids.